AUGAAGGCAAGCACAUCACAAGCUCUUCACCUCUGUAACAAGAUCAGAAACCAGCCAAGCCUCUUUCUCGUUCCAAGUAUUUGCUCUCUUCUUUAUCUCUGUCCACGUCAUCCUCUUCUUCACUUACUUCCUUAUGAAGAAUCGUAUCAUCCUUGUGCUCAGACUAAACCGAACCGGAAAACCAGCUUCGGAGAUCGGUGUUUAUUGAUGGCUAAGCAGCAACGAACUCGGCUUUACAUCCUUCGACGAUGUGUCUCUAUGCUGCUUUGUUGGCACGACCACUCUGAUUAGGACGAAAAUCUCUGUCGGAAUCACGAAACCGGAACUGACCAAAGAAGUAGAAAUCAGAAGAAUGCGUUUUUUGAUCUAGAGUUUUCUUUUAGUUUUAUGGUUUUUUUGCUUUUUAGAAUCCUUUUUUUUGCCCAAAAAAAAGAAUCCUUGGAGAAUCUUUUUGUAAUUUGACAAAGAUUCUAAUGAUUAGGCCUUUUGGGUCUUUGAACAUACUUUGAAUACCAUAUGAGCCUUUUUUUCUA
Camelina sativa (false flax) is the source of this 533-nucleotide messenger RNA. RefSeq names its product small polypeptide DEVIL 10. The record is from RefSeq and is a predicted model, not a curated record. NCBI's taxonomy places the organism in Eukaryota, Viridiplantae, Streptophyta, Magnoliopsida, Brassicales, Brassicaceae. Gene Ontology annotation, biological process: negative regulation of cell population proliferation.